Lentinula edodes (shiitake mushroom) is the source of this 495-nucleotide messenger RNA. RefSeq names its product Mss4-like protein. The record is from RefSeq and is a predicted model, not a curated record. Gene Ontology annotation, molecular function: carbon-sulfur lyase activity. Lineage: Eukaryota; Fungi; Basidiomycota; Agaricomycetes; Agaricales; Omphalotaceae. Bases 1 to 495 code for a protein of 164 amino acids. The transcript has 5 exons.
AUGCCCAUUGAACUAAAAGGAAGUUGUCACUGUGGCGCCGUAAGAUUCAGUGUAGAGUCAUCGACCGCGAUCCCCUAUCAGCUUUGUCUGUGCUCUAUCUGUAGGAAAGUCGGCGGCGUAGGUGGCUCUAUCAACCUUGGUGGGCAUUCGAAGACUCUCAAGAUCCUGCAAGGCAAAGAGAACAUCAGUGUCUACAAGGCGGUUCUGAACAGGGAUACUCCGGAUGAAAAGUUUGUGUCCUCGGAGAGAAGCUUCUGCUCGAAAUGCUCUUCUAUGCUCUGGCUAUAUGAUAAGCAAUGGCCUGAACUGAUUCAUCCCUUUGCAUCUGUCAUCGAUAGCCCCGAGCUGGAGCCACCAGAGAGUAUGGUGUGCAUCAAACUUGAUUCCAAACCAGCCUAUGUGCGUCUCCCGGAAGGAAAAAAGGAGGUUUACGACAAUUAUGGGAAUUAUUCGCUCGAAGAUUGGCACAAAGAACAUAGACUCUAUGUUGAAUAA